AUGGAGGACCUCCCUGAGGAGAUCAAACCUCGUGUAAUGUCCCUGCUGUCACUGAAAGAGGCUGCAAGGACAAGCACUGUGGCCACAAACUGGAGAAGCCUCUGGACGUGCUACCCUAACCUUUGCUUCGACGGCAGCAGCAACGUCGAAGAGUCCACUGACGAGGACGACGACAGUCACAGCGGAACAGGGCUCGAUAAGUUCAGCAUCAUCAAGUACAGCCUUAAGACCAAGUCCCGGGAUCAUCUUGGUAGGUGGAUUCGCUUUGCCACCGGAUCAAAGGCCAAGGCUAUAGAUGUUGACCUGUGGGCAAAACGGGAAAGGGUACGGCAAGCCACACAAGUUUACAACUUCCCUCUUGAGGCUUUACGCGCUCAAGAGGGCCCUUUCAUCCGGUCCUUGUCCCUCAAGUAUGUUUCUAUGAAGCCGCACUCGGAGAUGAUGUGUGGCUUCACAAAACUGAGGAGGCUUCUUUUGCACAGUGUUCGCAUAGUUGGAGAUCUUCCAGGCUUGCUAAACGGUUGUUGGGCUCUCGAGGACCAGGAGCUCAUCAAGUGCUAUGGUGUCGCCGAUCUGAAUGUACCGUGCCGACUCGAUAAGCUUAGGCGUUUGGUGAUUUCCCAAACGCCUGUCCACAUGGUUGGUUUUCAUGUUACUGGCCUUACCCAGUUUGAGUUCAACGGGGAUGAGAUUCCUAUAGCACUUCAUGGUUGCUCAAAAUUGGAAAAGGCGACCAUAGACCUUGGAGAUGCUUCCGUAAAACAAAAGAGCAAUAGAGCACUGUGCUAUGCAUUCACUGAAAUUCCUGGUAUUUCGGCGGUCAGAGUGCUAAACUUGCAUGCUUAUAUGGAUCAUCAGAGGCUCUGGGCCUCACAGGUACUACCUUUGGCUACUCUUUGUAACUAAUUUCUUUGCUUAAUCAAAUGGGUGUUAAGGUUUUCAACAUUAUGUGUGAUCAGGUGCAUACGUGGGUGACAAAACCAACGCACAUGUUUAUUAGUCUGAGGCAUCUGACUUGUGAGAUGAGGAUCCUCGUCCAAACAGCCAAAAUGGAAUUCUUCAGUUGGCUCACUAUAUGGAUCUUGCACCCCACCUGGAGACACUGCAAGUGCAUGUGAGUAAUCCGACUCUUUUCUUGAUUUAACUAUGCAUCUGCGGUGUAUGAUUCUGACUGUUGAUUCUUUUCACUUGGUGGCUUCCAAACUGAAACAGAUGAUGCGUUAUGCCACUGACCGCUCCUGCUGGCGUGGUGAGGUUAAAGGGGAGGAAGUGUCCUGCUGCAUGCGCCGUCUUGAUCACCUCAAGACAGUCUACAUGAGCGGGUUCCGGUGCUACCGGGCUCAGGUUGAGCUCUUGUGCGGCAUCCUGAAAAGGGGCUCCGCGCUUGAGCAUGUCACCAUAGAGCCAAAGGCGACAGUAGCGGAAGAUUCCCUGUCCAGGAUUUUUGGCAUACCUGAGCGAGAGAUUCGUGAAUGGGCUCAUCAGACCUCAGAACGCUUUGGUAGAACCAUCACGGCUGUACAAACCUCAGAA
Panicum hallii is the source of this 1533-nucleotide messenger RNA. Its product is annotated as F-box/FBD/LRR-repeat protein At2g04230-like. Gene Ontology annotation, molecular function: protein binding. The record is from RefSeq and is a predicted model, not a curated record. NCBI's taxonomy places the organism in Eukaryota, Viridiplantae, Streptophyta, Magnoliopsida, Poales, Poaceae. The transcript is spliced from 3 exons. The coding region runs from base 1 to 906 and encodes 301 amino acids.